This is a messenger RNA of Ricinus communis (castor bean), 897 nucleotides long. RefSeq names its product 50S ribosomal protein HLP, mitochondrial. The transcript has 5 exons. Gene Ontology annotation, molecular function: structural constituent of ribosome; large ribosomal subunit rRNA binding. NCBI's taxonomy places the organism in Eukaryota, Viridiplantae, Streptophyta, Magnoliopsida, Malpighiales, Euphorbiaceae. Gene Ontology annotation, biological process: translation. Gene Ontology annotation, cellular component: ribosome; mitochondrial large ribosomal subunit. The coding region runs from base 251 to 751 and encodes 166 amino acids. The record is from RefSeq and is a predicted model, not a curated record.
UGAACUGUAACUAAACCCUAACCUUUUGAACUGGUGAUUACGGGAAAUAAAAUUUGAAUUCAGUGCCCUAUUUGAUAUCCCAUUUUCACCUUCGGAUCAGGACAUGAGAAUGUGAUGGACAAACCUGGAUGAUGUGUGGGAAAGUAAUGAAAAAGGAUUCAGUGGCCCUAAUUCCUUCUUUUUUCUUCAAGUAUAGCCUUGAACUGGGUGGCAUUCUUAGUCAAUUGGGCGAUCGAGUUUGGCACACAUCAUGGCUUCAAGUUUAGUUUCCAAAUGUUCCUGUGUUGGCCGUUCAAUUUUGGGAGGUCUUGGCAGUAACCUUUCUGGUUUAAUGGGCACAUCAAAUCAAAUGACAAGCAGUAAUUAUAUGUGUCAGCAACUAAGGACAUUUAUACAAAUGAGGACUGUUCUCAAAGUUGUUGACAAUUCCGGUGCAAAGAAGGUGAUGUGCAUACAAGCUCUGAAGGGGAAGAAAGGAGCAAGAUUGGGGGACACAAUAAUUGCUUCAGUAAAAGAAGCCAUGCCAAAUGGGAAAGUGAAGAAAGGAAAGGUUGUAUAUGGUGUAGUUGUUCGAGCUGCCAUGCAGCGGGGCCGUUGUGAUGGGAGUGAGGUCAAGUUUGAUGACAAUGCUGUUGUUUUGGUUGAUAAGCAAGGUCAACCAAUUGGGACUAGAGUAUUUGGGCCAGUUCCACAUGAGCUAAGGAAGAAAAAGCAUGUCAAGAUCCUUACUCUGGCAGAGCAUAUUGCUUGAGGUCAGGAUUUCUUGCUAUGAAAAAUAUUUCCAAUUUAUGAUCUCUGCAGGGCCUGGGGACUUUGUUAGUGUAUUGUUGAGGGAGAGCUUUUAAGAUGAAAAACAAAUUGUUGAAUGCUUUAAUUAAAGAGUAGAAGUUGAUCAUA